ACCAGCACUUAUUGUGCAACUGUAUGCACAAAUAUUAGGCAAAAGAAAAGGCCAUGGCUCUUUUCAGGCAGAGCUUACUCAGAAUGAAACGGAGGUGGAUGUUGGCUGCCGCCAACUUGCCGAAGUCGCGUCGCACAUCUGUAUCGGGUUAUGGUACACUCCCGUCGAAGCUGCGGCUGCCACUCGCGGCGCGAGCCCCGCCUCGCUUCCAGCUUGACCGCUUUACGAUCUAGUCUUUGCCUGCCAGCUCUUCAUCGUGUUACCGUAACUCCUGCUACUGAAUCUGCGAGCAU
Messenger RNA from Cylicocyclus nassatus, 293 nucleotides. Lineage: Eukaryota; Metazoa; Nematoda; Chromadorea; Rhabditida; Strongylidae. The record is from the annotation of a GenBank genome assembly.